AGCGGAAGUGGCCGGCUAGAGCCGGGGGCUGGGCGGGGACCGGGCUCGUCAGUGAGGCGGCAGCGGCGGCGGCGGCGGCUUGGCAGGCGGGUUCAGGCUUCGGGGGCCAGCCGCCGCCAUGAUCCUGCUGGAGGUGAACAACCGCAUCAUCGAGGAGACGCUCGCGCUCAAGUUCGAGAACGCGGCCGCCGGAAACAAACCAGAAGCUGUAGAAGUAACAUUUGCAGAUUUUGAUGGAGUCCUCUAUCAUAUUUCAAAUCCUAAUGGAGACAAAACAAAAGUAAUGGUCAGUAUUUCUUUGAAAUUCUACAAGGAACUUCAGGCACAUGGUGCUGAUGAGUUAUUAAAGAGAGUGUACGGGAGUUUUUUGGUAAAUCCAGAAUCAGGAUACAAUGUCUCUUUGCUAUAUGACCUUGAAAAUCUGCCUGCAUCCAAGGAUUCCAUCGUGCAUCAGGCUGGCAUGUUGAAACGAAACUGUUUUGCCUCUGUCUUUGAGAAAUAUUUCCAAUUCCAAGAAGAGGGCAAGGAAGGAGAGAACAGGGCAGUUAUCCAUUAUAGGGAUGAUGAGACCAUGUAUGUUGAGUCUAAAAAGGACAGAGUCACGGUAGUCUUCAGCACAGUGUUUAAGGAUGACGACGAUGUGGUCAUUGGAAAGGUGUUCAUGCAGGAGUUCAAAGAAGGACGCAGAGCCAGCCACACAGCCCCACAGGUCCUCUUUAGCCACAGGGAACCUCCUCUUGAGCUGAAAGACACCGAUGCCGCCGUGGGCGACAACAUCGGCUACAUUACCUUCGACCCUGACGCCUUGCCUAUCCCCCUCCCCCACCGCCGCCCAGUGCUGUUCCCUCGCCACACCAACGCCAGUGCUCGAGACAACACCAUCAACCUGAUCCACACGUUCCGGGACUACCUGCACUACCACAUCAAGUGCUCAAAGGCCUAUAUUCACACACGUAUGCGGGCAAAAACAUCUGACUUCCUCAAGGUGCUGAAUCGUGCACGCCCAGAUGCUGAGAAAAAAGAAAUGAAAACAAUCACGGGGAAGACGUUUUCAUCCCGCUAACUCUUGGGAACAGGAAGAGGAAGCGGCUGGCAGCUGAAGGCUGGAACACUUGCUACUGGAUAAUCGUAGCUUUUAAUGUUGCACCUCUUCAGGUUCUUAAGGGAUUCUCCGUUUUGGUUCCAUUUUGUACACGUUUGGAAAAUAAUCUGCAAAAACGAGCUGUGCUUGCAAGGACUUCAUGGUUCCCAAGAAUUUUAAAAAAAAGGAAAAAAAGAAUUCCACUUGAUCAACUUAAUUCCUUUUCUUUAUCUUCCCUCCCUCACUCCCCUUCCCCUCCCCCUCUUUUCCAAGCUGUUUUGCUUUGCAGUAUGUUACUGGUAAUGAGUUGCAGGAUAAUGCAAUCUUAACUUGUUUUCUCCUAAGUAUUUGAGUUCAGAACUCCUGUAUCUAAAGAAACACGGUUGGGGUCAUUAAUAAAGAAAACCUUUCUAUCUUA
Messenger RNA from Lagenorhynchus albirostris (white-beaked dolphin), 1499 nucleotides. It is a transcript of the gene ARPC2, whose product is annotated as actin related protein 2/3 complex subunit 2. Gene Ontology annotation, biological process: actin filament polymerization; Arp2/3 complex-mediated actin nucleation. Gene Ontology annotation, molecular function: actin filament binding; structural constituent of cytoskeleton. The coding region runs from base 119 to 1063 and encodes 314 amino acids. The transcript is spliced from 11 exons. NCBI's taxonomy places the organism in Eukaryota, Metazoa, Chordata, Mammalia, Artiodactyla, Delphinidae. Gene Ontology annotation, cellular component: Arp2/3 protein complex; actin cytoskeleton. The record is from RefSeq and is a predicted model, not a curated record.